AUGGCGUCUCCAACCGAGGACCUCUCCCACAUCCCCCUGGAAACCCGAUCCAUCAUCACCACCGAAUCCUCAGAUGGCAUCCCCUUCCCCGCCUCCCCCAUCCCUCACACCCACCGCACCUGGGCUCGGACCUUCAGCUCUCGCCCUGAAGUCUACCUCCAGCCUUCCACCCUCCCUCAAAUAACCAAAAUCACCAACCUUGCUCGCCGCUGCCGUCGCCGUCUGGUUGUUGUCGGAUCUGGGCACUCCCCUUCGAACCUCACAUGCACCUCCUCUUGGAUGGUCAACCUGGACAAAUACUCUCGUGUCCUCUCGAUUGACCCCACCACCGGCAUUUGUGUGCUCCAAUCCGGCAUCAGACUAUGGCAGCUCAGCGAGGCCCUCAACAAGGAAGGCCUCGCCCUCCCCAGCAUGGGAAGCAUCAACGAGCAGUCCAUCGCCGGCGCCAUCUCUACUGGUACUCACGGCAGCUCCCUCAAGCACGGCCUGAUUUCCGAAGGAGUGGAAUCCCUCAAGAUUGUCCUCGCCAACGGUGAAGAAGUCUUCUGCUCACCAACAGAGAGAUCGGAUCUCUUCCGCGCUGCCUUGCUCAGCUUGGGAGCCAUCGGCAUCGUCACCGAGGUGACAUUCAGAGCGGUCAAGGCGUUCAGUUUGGCAUGGGAGCAAUCGAUUGACUCCGACAGCAAGCUGUUUGCCGAGUGGGAGUCCAAACUUUGGAAACAAUCCGAGUUUGUCAGGGUGUGGUGGUUCCCCUACAUGAGAAGGGCGGUAGUUUGGAAGGCGGACAAGGUGGAUGAGAAUGAUUUGGACACGGGGGUGGUGAAGAACUAUGAUCCGCCCACGAGCUUUCAGGACAGCAAGAUUGGGUAUUUUGUCUACCACAACUUGCUGGCGUUGGCGAGGUGGUUCCCUAGGAUUACUCCGUGGGUGGAGUGGUUUGUGUUUGGGCUGCAGUAUGGGUUUGGGAAUGGGGAGACGACAACUACGCGGGCGGUGCAGCCGAGUUACAAGGCUUUCUUGUUGAACUGUCUGUACAGUCAGUUUGUGAAUGAGUGGGCUAUUCCGCUUGCGAAGGGACCGGAGGCGCUGCAGAGAUUGGCGGCUUGGUUGCAUAGACUGCAGCCCGGGGAUGAGGGGUAUGUUGAGCAUAAGAUUCCUUUCAGUGCGGAGGGUCUCUGGGUGCACAGUCCAGUUGAGGUCAGGGUCAGCGAUACCACUGUCAAGACCAGCGGCGAAAGGGGAAACAGGCCUUGGUUGGAUAUCACUCCUGAGGAUGGACCGGCGUUGUAUCUCAACGCGACGAUGUACCGACCUUACCACAAGGACCCAAGCUACAAUGCGACGGAAAGGUACUACGAGGCUUUCGAGUGGUUGAUGAGAGACCUGGGCGGAAAGCCACAUUGGGCAAAGACAUUUGCUGUCACGCCGGACGAGUUUGCGAGCAAGCAGUGGUAUGGUGAGAAUUUCCACCAGUUCAGGAAGGUGAGAGAUGAGGUCGACCCUCUGGGCAUGUUCGUUGGACCAUGGCAGCGCAAGUUCUUGCUGGGAGAGCCGGCGGAGGAGAAGGAUAGGCUUGCUUUGGAAGAAGUUGGGUUUGAGCAGAAGCCUGCGAAGGAGGGUGGUUAUGUUGUGACGGGGCACCAAAAUGUGGUUGUCGCAUGA
Podospora pseudopauciseta is the source of this 1662-nucleotide messenger RNA. RefSeq names its product D-arabinono-1,4-lactone oxidase (gene ALO1). Lineage: Eukaryota; Fungi; Ascomycota; Sordariomycetes; Sordariales; Podosporaceae. The record is from RefSeq and is a predicted model, not a curated record. Bases 1 to 1662 code for a protein of 553 amino acids. Gene Ontology annotation, cellular component: membrane; mitochondrion. The transcript has a single exon. Gene Ontology annotation, molecular function: FAD binding; D-arabinono-1,4-lactone oxidase activity.